This is a messenger RNA of Strongyloides ratti, 300 nucleotides long. RefSeq lists its product as hypothetical. NCBI's taxonomy places the organism in Eukaryota, Metazoa, Nematoda, Chromadorea, Rhabditida, Strongyloididae. The coding region runs from base 1 to 300 and encodes 99 amino acids. The record is from RefSeq and is a predicted model, not a curated record. The transcript has a single exon.
AUGAAAAAACUUCAAAUUCCACCUGUUGAAAAAUUGAAAAUAAUUUUAUAUGCUGAUGACAUACGAUCAAAUAAUCCUUUAAGUUCUUAUCGUGCUACAGAAUCAUUUUUACAUGUUUCAUAUAAAAUUCAUUUGCUAAAAAAUACUGAAGUUGCUAAAUUAACUUCAAAAGUUAAAAAUAUACAAACUAUUAGAGUAAUAAAGUCAGAAGUUACAAAAACAACAAAAUACAAUAAAUUAUUAAGAUUUUUAAUUGAUAAAAUUGAAGACCUUCAAAUUAAAUACAAAAAAAAAUUGUAA